UGCGGGGGGCCAGGAUGAUGACGACUGUGGAUAAUAAUAAACGCAUCGCUCUAGCAGGAAAGCUGAUGAAUCCCCUUGUAGAGCCAUGGAGGAGCCCGAUCCGGAGAUCCACUAGCCGUGGGUCCAUUUUGGAAACAGUGAGCCCUGUUGAACGUUACAGCUGCCUUCAUGGACUUGCCUGAGAGUCCAUCUCCUGUGCUAACUCCAUGCAAUAAGACAUGAUUCGGAAAACUUCAGUAUUAAAAUGAAUUUGUCAGACAGAAUGACAGAUUUCGCAGACCAAUAUCGCUAUGAUUAUGUCAAUAGCACCUCUGUGACUCAUGUUGGCAACGGGACCUUUCGAGAUAUUCAGGAGAUUAUCCACACGGCUACACUGGUCACCUGUACCUUUCUGUUGGUCAUUAUUUUCUGCCUGGGCUCAUAUGGAAAUCUGGUGGUAUUCUUGUCAUUCUUUGACCCAGCUUUUCGGAAAUUCAGGACCAACUUUGACUUUAUGAUCCUGAAUCUAUCCUUCUGUGACCUCUUUAUUUGCUGCAUAUCUGCCCCAAUGUUUGCCUUUGUCUUGUUUUUUGACUCUGAAAGUAAUGUACCUGACGCAUUUUGCUUCACUUUCCAUCUCACUAGCUCUGGAUUUAUAAUUAUGUCUCUUAAGACAGUGGCCGUCAUUGCGCUUCACCGGCUAAGGAUGGUGCUAGGACAACAGCCCAAUAGGACAGCAUCUUUCCCUUGCACUUUAAUGCUAACUGUCCUUUUGUGGACUACAAGCUUUACUCUAGCCACAUUAGCCACGCUACGGACACGCAAGUCUCGGAUAUGCCUUCCCAUGUACAGCCUGAUUAGCGGUGAGGGCAAAGUUAUCCUAUACCUUUAUGUCAUUGACUUCACAUUUUGCGUUGCAGUGGUGUCCGUGUCUUACAUCAUGAUUGCUCAGGCAUUAAGGAAAAAUGCCCAGGUGAGAAAAUGCCCAAUCAUCACAGUAGACACAACUAGACCACCGAAUUUUAUUGGCCCUGGUGUGGAUGGGGUGCAGUGUUCAGUACCUGCUUUAUAUAGGAACCAGAAUUACAACAAACUCCAGCAUGUUCAGACUCAUGCCUACACCAAAAAACUGAGCCAAAUGCCAGUGCCAGCCAGCAGACUUCAGCUAGUCUCUGCGGUUAACCUCUCAACUGCAAAGGACUCCAAAGCGGUAGUAACGUGUGUCGUCAUUGUACUAUCUGUCCUUAUUUGCUGCCUACCGCUAGGCAUCUCCUUGGUCCAAGACGUUCUAACCAGCAACAGUAGCUUUAUCUUGUACCAGUUUGAACUUUGUGGAUUCACUCUGAUAUUUCUCAAAUCUGGAUUAAACCCUUUCAUCUACUCACGGAACAGUGCCGGACUGAGGAGACGGGUCCUCUGGUGCAUCCAGUAUGUGGCUCUGGGCUUUCUCUGUUGCAAACAGAAGACCAGAUUGCGUGCCAUUGGUAAAGGAAGCUUGGAAGUCAACAGGAACAAGUCUUCUCACCACGAAACCAAUUCAGCAUAUAUGUUAUCUCCAAAACCACAAAAGAAAUUUGUGGAUCAAGCUUGUGGACCAAGUCAUUCGAAAGAUAGCGUGCUAAGUCCCAAGGGAUCGGCUGGACAUCAACAUUAUGCACACAGCAGCUCAACUCCAAUUAACACCCGUAUAGAACCUUAUUAUAGCAUCUACAACAGCAGCCCCUCUCAAGAACUCAGCACUCCCAAUAGCCUACAACCGGUGAACUCUACAUUUGGCUUUGCCAAAUCAUAUAUUGCCAUGCAUUAUCACACUACCAAUGACUUAAUGCAAGACUGUGAGAGCACUUCAGCGAAGCAGAUCCCAGUGCCAUCUGUGUAACAUUGACUAAUAUGCAUCUUGUAAACAACAUUUAUUAAAUGUGUUAUAUACUUGCCAUAACAAUGAUUAUAACAUACACACACAUACACGUAUAAUACAUACAUAUAAUGUAUGUAUACAUAUUUUUGCAUAUAACUUUAUUAAACAAUGUAACAUAUGUUAAUAACAGGAAAAAAAAGAUUUUUUUUAAAAGCUUGCAUUCUAAAAUUGUAAUAUUGCAUCAUUGUUACAUUUUGUACUUAUAUUUUAAUCUAGGCACUGUACACUAUGUUCAGUAUGUUUUUUUUUUUUGUGAUAGAGCAUCUAAGGGAAAUGUAAUUAACACUCUUAAAAUCUUUUUUUUUUUUAAGACUAUUUUCACGACUAUGAAACUGAUACACAUUAUAAUAUAGACGUUCCGGUGAUUUACAAAGGAGUAUUGUGUGUUGGCAGUACGGGACAUAUGUAGUGGGGGUACAUCGUAGGAUUUGUAUAUAGAAUACAAAUUAUUCUGAAAUGCAUAAACAGCCAAUCUCAGUUUUGACCGAAAAUGUGCUUAAAUGGAGAUUAUGCGUAAUAUAGGACACUAAAUACAUUCAAUAUACAGACUUUUUAAGUUAUAGUUAGCUAUGUUUAGAGUAAAACUGAAGUAAAAAAUAUCGUUUAGAACUUAAACUGUUCCUUAAUCACCAUGGUCCUAUGCAAUACAUAGGUUACUGUUUAAAUUUGUAGGAUUGCAGGAGUUUUUCACUGCACCCCAAAAAAUAAAUGUGUGCAGUACAUGCAGCUAGGAAGCACAGGAAGAUCACUUUCUGUGACUAACAGUGGGCUGUGUCUCCAAAUUUGUCAAACUUGUUGCUUUGAAUUCCAUAACUACAGCUGAAUGUGUACCGUUUGGUUAUGUUAAAGUUUUGUCGUGGAGAGGAUGGGUGACCGCGGCUUAUGACUGUCUCAUAAAGAUGGCUACCAUUUCGCCAAGCAUUUCACGGUCAUUUCACAUGUCAUGUGUCCUUAAGGGGUUAAUCAUUAGAAAGCUGCCGUUCCAGUGGUAACCUCUUUAUGUUCUCGUCCUGAGCGUGGCUAUUUUAAUGGAUCCAUGACCACUUAAAAACACUGAAGUGGUUAUGGAGACUUGUUUUCACAUGACCACCAAUCCUCUUUAGUCAAUAAGAUACCACCAGGUACCUGAAUGGAGCUUUAUCCUUCUUCUGUGGAGGUUCAUUGAACCAUUACCACUUAAAAACACUGAAGUGGUUAUGGUGCUUGGAGUAACCCUUCAAAUUUCAUGGAGAGUUAACAUCACAUGACCACCAAUCCGCUUUAGUCAUAAGGUGCCAUGCAAAGUUUGAAAAAUGGGAUGCCAUAUUACAAAUGGCUGCCUACACACAGCAAAUGUAUCAGAUCUUAAAGUUGCAGUCACAUUUAAUAUUACUAUGGCUUGAUUAGAUAACAGUAUUAUUAAUCUACGGUGAAUAUUGUUUUACAGUCAUUUUCUUUAAGGGGAUUUCAGGUGACAGAGCCAAUUUGAAGGCUUUGUCAAUCGAAAUAAAUUGUGUUGUGUUAUCUUUUUUCUUUAAAAAGAAUAAGAAUUGAAUAACCUUAACACUUGGGCGUUUCAAGCGCUGCCAUUUUAAACUGAAUUUAUAGUAACGUUUUACUUGUUAUGCCAUUAAAUCUGCCACCUGUCAUUGUGGCCCAACUCUGCUGAGAUCUGCUUAGAUCUUCCUUUUCAAAUUAGCUUAAAACCAGAGGUUCCUCAUUUUUUUAUGGGCAGGGACUCAAAUUACACAAAAUUACACAAAGUAAGGUGGGUUAGCCAUUAUUCAGGAGCUUAUUCACUAAAUUGAGAAAUGUUAGGAAUUCAAAGCGACUUGUUCAGCUACUUUGGCCUUAAAUUUUAAAAUUAAUUUUGAUUUCACUUUGAUUUACAAACAUUUAAAAAAAAUUUUUUAGCGAAUAACCCUGUCAAUAGUAAAAUUACUUA
Molecule: messenger RNA, 3821 nt
Organism: Pelobates fuscus (common spadefoot toad)
Lineage: Eukaryota; Metazoa; Chordata; Amphibia; Anura; Pelobatidae
Gene: GPR75
Product: G protein-coupled receptor 75
Exons: 2
Coding region: 245-1858 (537 amino acids)
Biological process (GO): G protein-coupled receptor signaling pathway
Cellular component (GO): membrane
Molecular function (GO): C-C chemokine receptor activity
Source: RefSeq, a predicted model, not a curated record